AUGGGUUUGGCCAACAAUGUCAGCACAAUAGACAGGAUAGUUUCUUGUUUUAACAAUACAACAUUCCUUGUGAAGGUUUUUUUGCUAAACCUGAAGCCAGGAAAGUUUAUGACCCGAUGUGUCACACGACAUGCCGACUUCAUGAAUAUCACCUGUCCUAGUCGUCAAGUGAUGUUAGCCCCAGAAAUCAUUGCUGGAUAUUCUGAAAGAAAGACUUGCGUGUUCAACGAGCAAGACUGUCUCGGAAUGACUCCAUCAUUGGAAAAAGAGGGCAAAGCAUGCUCAAAGCAGGAAACGUGUAGAAUCAAUUUAAGACGCAUUCUGGAGACACUUAAUCCAUUACCAGGACAGAAGGAAAUGUGCAAGGGAAAACCUCUCACAUAUGUUUCCAUCAUACUGCCUAAAUGUGUUCCUAAAUAUGCCUUUCAUGCAAUGUGUUCUGGGACCAACGCAUUACCAAUUUACUCCAGAAGUGGGGUUAUCGAUAGUUCUUACAUCCAGAAACGUAACACACAAUGCAUGAGGCGUUUUGGGAGUUCCGCUGACGUCAUCAGGUUAACACUCACUUUCGUGCACCUCCAAGUGGGAGCUAAAAACCGACCGAAAAUUGUAUGGACAACUGAAAACGGAAGAUUAAGAAAGAGAAUAUUUGAAGACUCAUCGACGUUUUCCGAAACUGGGUCGAAAUUUAAGAUACAAUGGAGUCCAAGAAACGCUGGAUCGACCAAAGAAGGAUUUGUUAUUUCUUACAAAGUGGAACUUAUCAAAACAAAGAGGUUCCGUCUAGCAAGUAACAAAUUUUGGCAGAUUCGAAAACCUGCUGUUGUGCAAGCGACACUGGGUAAUGCUAUGGCAUAUAACAAACCAAACACCUAUACGAUGACCUGUCCUCCUGGUAAAGUUAUUUACUCCCCGGAUAUAAACGUCACCAGUAGCAGAUUCCCCGGAUGUACGGGACUUUCUCCGUACCUUAUUGUGCAGCGAAACGAAUGUUACUGGCGCAGAAAUUGUACAGUGAAUUGGAAUGGACCAGCCCUUAUAACAAUGACGUCAUCUCAACGCUGUUUUGGUCGCAGUGGUGAUAAUUUGGAAAUCGGAGACUACAAAUGUGUAAAGGAAGGUAAUAUUGUAAAUAUUUGUGACACCGUGUCAUCAAAAUUAAAAUCAUCGGGUAUGAUUCGUAGUCAUUCCCAGUAUCCAUGGCACUAUCCAAGACAGAACAGAAAAUGUCGACUACGGAUUAAAAUAACGAAAGGUACACUACUGAGACUUCGAGUAGACGACGUGGAUAUUGACGAGGAAGCAGAUACUUUUAUCAUCAAACACAUCAGGAGAGGGCGGAAAGUGACCGUCAUAUCGAACGGUAAUGGUAGAAACAUACUCAAAACUUUACAAGGAGGGAGAGUGGAUAUUACUAUGUCAGUCAAACGACAUACCAAAUCCGGCACUGGAUUCAUACUACACUAUAAACGUAUUUCAAAAAGUAGGAAGAAAGCCAGAAGAGGAUUAAAAUAUAAACGACGUUCUCAAGGAACAAGUUUAAUACGGGUCUGAUCAGAAGAAUUGAAAUGUACAGUUGUAACGCCAACCAAAGCAUUUUCUCUUGGAUUGAAAUGUUACAUUCCUAAAUGAAAUGGCAUUCAUAAUGACAUAAAUGUAAAUAGAUUCGUUUAGUUUGAACAUGUCUUUUCAGUUUGCUCUAUGCUAAGGUAUAUAUAUAUAUAAAUAAUUUAUUGGUUUGCAUCUCCUGCACACAGUUUUAUGGAAAAGAUAUAUUGUCAAUUAUAAGUACACAAUAGGAAACAAAAAUACACAAAAUACUCUGCCGAGAUUAUCUAAUAAAUCACUUAACUUUCACAUUAUGUUUUGAUGUGUAUAUUAGUUCACCAUGUUUGGUAAGCAAACAAACUUCAACCGAACUUCAUUAUCUCGAAGUCUUUGGGACCGUGGUAGAACCUCGAGUUUUCCGAGUAUUCGAUUUAAGUGAGUUCGAAUGUUUAGUGUGGAAUUUGACCUGGACCAACAGAAUACAUGCACUUUGAAUGAAACGAGUUUUAGAGUUAAAUGAGUUCGAGAUAACUGUUCUACUGUAUGUGGUCAUUUACAGUGACACUGCAGACAUAUGAGUAACAUAUUUCUGCUUCUGACAGAAAGAAAUGUAUCAUAAUCAGAUUACUGUAAAAUAUUAUAUUACAAACCAUAUCUGCAUGUAAAAGUACUGGUUUGUUUGUUAAUUGAAUGAUAUGGUAUUGAUUUACUUUAAUGCUUCAAAUUAACAACAGUUUCGAUGAUCGCACGUUUUUGUUUCUAUUAGUGUGCUGUUACAGUAGUUUCUGUAUAUCAAAGCAGACACAAGUUUUGGAUUCAAAAUAUACAUUAUUGAAUGCACGUAACAGAAUUGUAAAUGAACUUGAAUCUGCACAACUUGUCGUAAGCAGCUUCAUAACAAUGGCAUAUAUCGAAGUGUGUGUGGGUAGGUGGAAGGGUGGGUUGGUGUGUGUGUUUUUCGUUUUAUAUAUACGAUUCUUUCAUUAAGUUAUGUACUCCAAAAGUGAAUUCAUACUAUGGUAAUCACUUAAUUCAUUUACUCAUACGAAAAUGUGAAUUUAGAAUUACCGUGAAGUGGCAUUUCUUUUGAAAAUUAAUAUAGUGCAUGGUACAACAUGAAAACGUCUGUAGCUUUAUUAGUAUUAUUUUUUAACGCUUUCUGUUGUUUGAAAUAUGUAAAUAUGUUCUAAAGAUUUGAUAUGCACUGAGGUUUUUUACCUGUAUUAAAAAAUAUAGGAUGAAAAUAUAGGUAAAUAAUAUUCGCCCGUAUUUAUAAAAAUCUUUGU
Molecule: messenger RNA, 2834 nt
Organism: Ylistrum balloti
Lineage: Eukaryota; Metazoa; Mollusca; Bivalvia; Pectinida; Pectinidae
Exons: 8
Coding region: 1-1554 (517 amino acids)
Source: RefSeq, a predicted model, not a curated record